Magnolia sinica is the source of this 2349-nucleotide messenger RNA. Its product is annotated as DUF21 domain-containing protein At2g14520-like. The record is from RefSeq and is a predicted model, not a curated record. Gene Ontology annotation, cellular component: intracellular membrane-bounded organelle. The transcript is spliced from 13 exons. Gene Ontology annotation, biological process: magnesium ion homeostasis. NCBI's taxonomy places the organism in Eukaryota, Viridiplantae, Streptophyta, Magnoliopsida, Magnoliales, Magnoliaceae. The coding region runs from base 120 to 1781 and encodes 553 amino acids.
UCUUCUUCUGGUGGUGGUGCUGUAAUAGCAGUCACAUCUCUCUCUCUCUCUCUCACUCUCUCACUCAAAAGUAGAGCUUCUUCUUCUUUUGCUACUGGUGGUGUUGUGAUAGCAGAUACAUGGCAUCGGCCGACGAGCCAUGCUGCAAGCCCAUGUUCUGGGUCUACCUACUCAUAAGCAUCUCCCUCGUCUUGUUCGCGGGCCUUAUGUCGGGCCUCACCCUCGGCCUCAUGUCCCUCAGCCUCGUGGAUCUCGAGGUCCUCAUCAAGGCCGGCCAGCCCGAAGACCGUAAAAACGCCGCUAAGAUUCUGCCUGUUGUGAAGAAUCAACAUCUGCUCCUUUGCACCUUGCUCAUAGGAAAUUCUUUGGCGAUGGAGGCACUGCCCAUUUUUCUUGAUGCGCUUGUCCCUGCUUGGGGUGCCAUACUGAUAUCUGUCACUCUUAUUCUUGCGUUCGGAGAGAUCAUCCCUCAAGCGGUUUGCUCUCGCUACGGACUGACAGUUGGAGCUAAAUUGGCUGUGGUUGUCCGCUUGCUUCUUUUGGUCUUCUUCCCCAUAUCUUACCCAAUCAGCAAGUUACUGGAUUGGAUACUGGGGAAGGGGCACUUUGCACUUAUGCGAAGGGCAGAGCUGAAGACAUUGGUCAAUAUGCAUGGAAAUGAGGCCGGGAAGGGUGGAGAGUUGACACAUGAUGAAACUACUAUUAUUACUGGAGCUUUGGACUUGACACAAAAGACUGCCAAAGAUGCUAUGACGACCAUAUCAGAAACCUUUUCCCUUGAUAUACACUCUAAACUUGACAUGCAUACAAUGCGUUUAAUCAUGACCAAAGGGCACAGUCGUGUGCCUAUCUACUCUGGAAGCCCGUCAAAUAUUAUUGGCAUUAUUUUGGUUAAAAGUUUAAUCACCUGCCGCCCUGAAGAUGAAAUCCCAAUCCGAAAUGCUACGAUUAGGAAAAUUCCUAGGGUCCCUGAUUAUUUGCCACUUUAUGAGAUAUUGAAUGAAUUCCAGAAGGGUCACAGCCACAUGGCAGUGGUUGUGAAGGGUAUGAAGGAUGUUCAUGGAACCACAGGAAAUGCAGAAGUCAGUGUUAGUAUGCCUGGGAAUAGGAUGCAUCUGAAUAGGAAAAGCACACAAGCAGAGGAUAAGGGUGAUGUUUCUCAAAUGGUUCUUGAAGAGCAAGUGACUAUUGUUACCAAUGCUUCGUCGGUGAAUCAUGGAGUUGAUGUCAGUCAUAGCCCUACAUUAAAGAGCAUCAUGGAGCGACAUGGAGAUAUGCUUCAACAACCAAAGAAGCGGGAUCGCGGAGCACAUGACAAUAUUGUUGAUGUUGAUGUUGAUCUGGAAUCUCUUUCGAGCUAUCCACUGGAUGAGGAAGUCAUCGGAAUCAUAACAAUGGAAGAUGUUAUGGAGGAAUUACUACAGGAAGAAAUACUGGAUGAAACUGAUGAGUAUGUUGAUGUCCACAACAAGAUUCGAAUAAAUAUGCUACCCUGCAGAAGGUCGUCACCAAGAUCUUCCGGAGCUUCAUCUAUUUCUCAUUUCCCACGACGAACUCCAGUUGCAUCCCCACUUGCCUCUUAUCAUCAUACUCCUGUAUGGCGAUCACCUGUUUCCCCAUAUAUUCAAGUUCUAUGUCCAAGACCAACGCUAUCUGCCUCACCUGGGAAAUCUUUAGCAAGUUCUCCAGCAGAGCUUAGAGGUCCUGGUCACAACUCACCGGCUUCACAUCGAGUCUCAAGGAAACCAUAUGAGAAGCUCCGGAAACUUGAUGCGGCAUAGAGCCCCAAUGCUUGUAAAGAGGGAUCUUAGGAGCUUGAUAAGUAGUUCUUGAAGGUUUAAGCAUUCCUGGCCUCUCUUAUUAAUGGUUAGAUGUCUGUUGUGUGUGUUAUAUCAUUAUUUUUAGAUUAAGGUGAAUGGAGAAUCACUGUUGUGUAUAAAUCAAAGUAGUCUCUGCUAAUGUCAUCCACAGCUUUUGAAAUAGAGUAGCUGAUUGUAUGUGUAGUAAUGAGGUAUUAAGCAAGAUUCGGGCAGUGAAUUUGUGCAAUAAGCUAGGAUUUUUAGCUUGUGCAAAUGCCAUUGACAGUAUGGGUUUUGCUGUGGAUGGCUCAUGUACCUAAACUUUCCCAGGUAAGAAGCUCAACCAUUCAAUUCACAGCCAGUGGUGGUUCACAUGCAACCAAAAAGGUCCAGACUCAGCAAAACACAACAGAAACUCUACCGAGUUAACUCGAUUUGAUUUUUAAGACUAUGGUGUAAAAUGUGGUAUGCAACCAACUUCUAUUAUCAUUAUUGCCAUCGUGUUUCAAUAAUAGCAUUUGAUUAUCGUUCACUUCGUAUCUUUUCCCCA